CGUGUGUGUGAGAGAGAGAUAAGCUGCCCCCGGUUGAAAUAGCCUGCUGUCUGCACUGCCUCACUGCGGCUUGCACACCUUUUCUCCUGUCGUAUCUCACGCCGCUGUAAGCUAAUUGUUACCAUGCCUACUCUUGCAUACUGGAAGAUCAGAGGGCUUGCUCAGCCCAUCCGGCUGCUUCUAAACUAUGUUGGGGAAGACUUUGAGGACUUGUAUUAUGAACAAGGCGACGCUCCAGGCUAUAGUCGUGAGGCCUGGUACAAAGUGAAGUAUACACUAGGAUUUCCUUUUCCAAAUCUUCCUUAUUACAUUGAUGGAGACACCAAGAUCACGCAAAGCAAUGCUAUUCUAAGGUACAUUGCUGGCAAACAUAACUUAUUGGGCCAGACAGAAGAGGAGAAGUUGAAUGUGGACAUUUUGUUGGAAUAUGCCAUGGAUUACAGAAAUAUUAUCGUACGCUUGGCCUACAAUCCUGAAUAUGAGAAGCUGCUUCCAGAGUUUAUUACGAAAAGCAAGAUCGAAGUACUUCCUACUUGUGAGAAGUGGUUGUCAGACAAGAAGUGGUUUUGUGGUGACAGUGUGACUGUAGCCGACUUCCCUAUAUAUGAGCAGUUCGACCAGGCCCGAAUAAUGGUUCCAGGCAUCCUGGAUGAGUUCCCCAAGAUUACAGCUUUCAUGAAAGCAUUUGAGGAGCUGCCAGGCAUCAAAAAGUAUAUGAGUUCUCCAAAGUUCAUGGUCCGUCCUAUUAACAACAAGUCAGCAACGUUCAAGUGAAAAAAAAAAGCAUCAGCAUCCUACAGAAUAUUGAUUGUGCAAGCUAAAGAUACGUGCCACGUUUGUUACAACGAAGUAAAGGUACUGAUUCAUAUGUGAACACUGAAUCAUGACUUCAGUGACAGCAGAAUAGUCAACUGUGAGAGAGUGUUGUCACUCCUCCUUUUAACAACAAUUAGUCAGGGCGUUCAUCUGAAAAAAGAAUUAUCAGCAUACUUGAAAUGUUAAUUAUAGACUAGAUAGAAGCCUCUAUGACAUAUUUGUAAUAUACAAAGAUUUACUUGCUCACAAUUCUAGAAACACCUGUAAAUCUUGAUCAGUAUGUAAAGUCAGCCGCAGAUCAAACAAGCAUGAAGACAACAAAAGAAUGUGUGAGAGUUUUUGUCGCUGCACAGCUGUCCAUGUUUCUGAAGUUGCAGCUGUUGAAAGUUCUAGGGUAUAGCAGCCACAUAAUGAUUUAUAGAAGUUCCUGUUUCACAAGGGGACAGCUUCAGAAUUAAGAACUCUUUAAUUAUUUGCAUUUUUUGAAAUGCUAAAUAAUGUAGUUUUGAUAAUAUCUGGAAUGUUUCCAUUAAACAUGGCAACGAUUUUUCUGGCAAGUCAUGAGACUGUACUUCAGAUUCCAGAACUAUUUUAGGAAAGUUUUUUUAAAAUUAAAAUAUUGAAACAAGUCACA
Molecule: messenger RNA, 1450 nt
Organism: Pomacea canaliculata
Lineage: Eukaryota; Metazoa; Mollusca; Gastropoda; Architaenioglossa; Ampullariidae
Product: glutathione S-transferase Mu 1-like
Exons: 7
Coding region: 124-774 (216 amino acids)
Biological process (GO): glutathione metabolic process
Molecular function (GO): glutathione transferase activity
Source: RefSeq, a predicted model, not a curated record